Messenger RNA from Podarcis raffonei (Aeolian wall lizard), 9001 nucleotides. It is a transcript of the gene HSPA12A, whose product is annotated as heat shock protein family A (Hsp70) member 12A. The coding region runs from base 370 to 2379 and encodes 669 amino acids. The record is from RefSeq and is a predicted model, not a curated record. The transcript is spliced from 12 exons. Lineage: Eukaryota; Metazoa; Chordata; Lepidosauria; Squamata; Lacertidae.
AGGGGCUCUGCAGAAAUCCGAGCAGCCAGAGCCUUGCAGCAGGGAAGAAAAGGCUGGUGAACACACACGCAGAGAAAGAGACAUAGACACAGGGGUCAAACGCUAAGCCCGUCCCUUUGGCUGUCUACACAGCCAGCCGUGGGUGGGGAAGGAGGAGGAGGAAGGAGAAGGACGCGAGCAGAAAGAAGCCUUGGCGUCGCCGCUCGCCUGCAGAACUGGGAAGGGAGCGACUGCAGCACAGCCACCUCGCCCGCGCUCCCAAUGGCUCCGGCUGCCGAGUGAAGCGAGCGACGAGCUCGGUCCCUGGCGGCUGAACGCGCCUGGCGAGGCUGAAGGACGGAGCCGAGGGCGCAGUGAACGCCUCCAGCCAUGGCGGGGACGGAAGGCGUCACGGCAGAUGUCGCUUCAACAGCUGCCUAUGCAUCUCCAGCUAGAAGUCUGGGAGACCCAGGGAUAACACCUCUGUCCCCAUCCCACAUUGCGAAGGACUCUGAUGCAAAUGACGCAGAGGAGCAGUCCUAUCCUGUUGUUGUGGCUAUAGAUUUUGGCACAACAUCCAGCGGCUACGCCUACAGCUUCACCAAGGAACCAGAAUGCAUUCAUGUAAUGAGGCGAUGGGAAGGAGGAGAUCCUGGUGUGUCGAAUCAGAAAACACCAACCACUAUCCUUUUAACUCCAGAAAGAAAAUUCCACAGUUUUGGUUACGCAGCCAGGGAUUUCUAUCAUGACCUAGAUCCUAAUGAAUCAAAGCACUGGUUGUAUUUUGAGAAAUUUAAGAUGAAGCUUCACACAACUGGUAAUCUCAAUCUGGAAACAGACCUGACAGCUGCAAAUGGCAAGAAAGUCAAGGCACUUGAACUAUUUUCUUAUGCUCUGCAGUACUUCAAGGAACAAGCAUUAAAGGAGCUGAGCGAUCAGGACUCCGGGUUUGAAAACUCAGAAGUGCGCUGGGUCAUCACAGUGCCAGCUAUCUGGAAGCAGCCGGCAAAGCAGUUUAUGAGGCAAGCUGCGUACAAGGCAGGAAUGGCAUCCCCAGAAAACCCUGAGCAGCUCAUAAUUGCCCUGGAGCCAGAGGCUGCAUCCAUCUACUGCAGGAAGCUCCGCCUUCAUCAGAUGAUAGACUUAAGCAGCAAAGGGCCUGUCAAUGGUUAUAACCCAAGUGAGACCAUUGCCACUGGCUUUACACCAGCUAAAGAACACAUUCGGCGUAACCGUCAAAGCCGCACCUUUAUGGUUGAAAAUGUCAUAGGAGAGAUCUGGUCCGAGUUGGAAGAAGGCGACCGUUACAUAGUUGUUGAUAGUGGAGGAGGGACAGUUGAUGUUACAGUCCACCAGAUAAGGUUACCUGAAGGACACUUAAAGGAACUCUACAAGGCAACAGGUGGGCCGCAUGGUUCCUUAGGGGUAGACUAUGAAUUUGAAAGACUCCUGUGUAAAAUAUUUGGAGAAGAUUUUAUUGAACAAUUUAAGAUCAAGCGGCCUGCUGCCUGGGUUGAUCUGAUGAUAGCGUUUGAAUCACGCAAAAGGGCGGCAGCACCAGAUCGGACUAAUCCACUCAACAUCACCCUGCCUUUCUCGUUCAUUGACUACUACAAGAAAUUUCGAGGACACAGUGUGGAACACGCCUUAAGGAAAAGCAAUGUAGAUUUUGUGAAGUGGUCAUCACAAGGAAUGCUGAGGAUGAGUCCUGAUGCAAUGAAUGCUCUCUUCAAGCCUACCAUUGAUGAAAUCAUACAACACCUCAGUGAUUUGUUUGAAAAGCCGGAAGUAACUAAUGUGAAGUUCCUCUUCCUGGUGGGCGGAUUUGCUGAAGCUCCGCUACUACAGCAAGCUAUCCAGAAUGCUUUUGGCUCCAAAUGCCGAAUCAUUAUUCCUCAGGAUGUGGGGCUCACGAUCCUCAAAGGAGCAGUCUUAUUUGGUCUGGAUCCGGCUGUCAUUAAAGUGCGCCGCUCUCCCCUGACCUACGGGGUAGGAGUCCUGAAUCGUUACGUGGAGGGCAAGCACCCUGCAGAAAAGCUGCUAGUUAAAGAUGGCACCCGCUGGUGCACGGAUGUCUUUGACAAAUUCAUUUCUGCUGACCAGUCGGUGGCUCUUGGGGAGACUGUGUCGCGCAGCUAUACACCUGCCAAGCCUUCGCAGCUGGUCAUUGUGAUCAACAUCUACAGCUCGGAACAUGACCACGUCAGUUUCAUUACUGAGCCAGGGGUGAAGAAGUGUGGCACUCUGCGCCUGGAUCUCACAGGAACUGAUACGUCCGCGCCAAGCAGGAGGGAGAUCAAAACACUAAUGCAAUUUGGGGACACUGAGAUCAAAGCCAUGGCAAUUGACGUUGCCACUUCUAAAAGUGUCAAAGCUGGUAUUGAUUUCCUAAACUACUAAUGCUCUUCCUCUGCCCACCACCUGUUAGUCCAACACUCUGUUCUCUCAUUUUUCAUGCGUCACCAGAAUGGACUUGCAUUUCAGCCAGACGGAAAAAGGAGAGAACCAUUAGAAGGGAAACGUCAGGCAUUUUUGUUGUUGUUGUUCUCAAAAUUAUCUGUUCAGGAAUCCGAAAUUUACAUGGUUAUCAGGUGCUAAACAUGAACGGAAUAAUCCAAAAUGGCUAAAUGCAUUGUGAGAAUUAGUCGUUGAAAUAUCACUGCCCUCUUGAUUGGGAAAACAAAUCGUUUUACUGGAAGUAUUCCACAUGUGCUGUAUUUGGGGCCCAAAAUGUCAAAGCUCAUAUUCAUGGUCCUACAUUGAAGACCCUAAUACAGCAAAUGGCAAGCUGUCUCACUGAUACCAACAAGUCUGCUUUGGACAGCAGGAGGUCAUCACUGCAGCCCUAAAUUAAAGUGGUCCUCUCAAGUGCUGCUGUUAAUUGUCAGUGGAGAUUUAUAGGUCUUUAGCAGUUUUAAAACCAGACCUCUCUUAUUUAUAUGCUUUGAUACGAGUGCUAGGGGUGAAGUAUCUAGCCUUUCUUUGUAAAAUAUGAAAAAACAGCACUUACCACCCAGGCAAAGUACAUUUACUUCUUGGGAAUAUAUGAUGACUGCUUCUGGUGGCUUUUGCUUCUGUUUUAGCAAACUUCCAAGCCACAAAGCAGAUUUGUUAAGGCUGCAGCCCAUUUAAAGGAAUCAAUGAAAUCUGCAAAACAUUCACUAAGUAAUGCAAGGAGCAUACAUUUCAAAUUAGCAGAUAUGAUACACAAUCUCAUCUUAGGACAGCCACACCCUUUUUAGGUGAAGGGGAAAAGGAUGAUGUUUGCCACCUGCAGUUUGUAUAAGUAGCUUGUAUAAAUACACAUUGUAUUUAAAACGAUGUGUUGGAUCCAGACUUUGCGAUAUCUAGAGCAGACCCACUGGAAUCAAUGGCACAGGCUAGUUGAUUAAGUGAAAUGAUUCCAGUGGAUCUACCCGAAGUUUUAAUCUAACCUGAUUAAUCCAGGAAUAGGGGAACCUGUAGCCCUCCAAUUUCCACCAGUCCCAGUCAGAUCACCAAUGGUCAGAGAUGAUGAGAGUUACAGUCCAACGACAUCUGAACGGCUCUCCCUGGAUUAGCCAUUAACAUUGCAGCCCAAGUAUUUGAGUAUUUCUUCUUUUUUGUUCAUUGGAAAGAGAAGUUUUUUAAAAGUCUUUCUUUUCAACAGUUUUUACAAAUUUAAGAGCUCCCACCUCAUAUUUUACUUUGGGACUUUAUGUGAUAGGUAGGGAUUUUUUUUUUAAAAAAAAAACAUACUUCCAGCUAGCUGUUGGGCAGACCUCAUGCAAAAGAAAUGAAGGGGUAUGGUGGCAGUAGCUGCCCAGAAAGCACCUCUAUUCUCAGGUUGGAGAAAGCAAGAAGCCAUUUUCAUUGCCUCUCUCAUACUUGUUAAGAAACAGGAAAUAUAUACUGUGUUGGUCCUAGAAAGUGAGAUCCAGUAAAAGAAAAGGGAUACCUUUAUACAGGGCCAACUUAUUUCACCUGUUCAUGAAAGAACUAUAUAAAAUGCUUAUUGUUAUUUAGAAUGAUUCAUCAGGAAAAAAGAAAACAGGUUGUUAUAUCCACAACUCUAUAGAGAGUAGUUGGUUACUGUACCUGUCAUUCAUUUGCAUCCAAAAUACCGUAUUUUUUGCUCUAUAAGACCCACUUUUUCUCUCCUAAAAAGUAAGGGGAAAUGUAUGUGUGUCUUAUGGAGCGAAUGCAGGCUGCGCAGCUAACCCAGAAGCCAGAACAGCAAGAGGGAUUGCUGCUUUCAUUGCGCAGUGAUCCCUCUUGCUGUUCUGGCUUCUGAGAUUCAGAAUAUUUUUUUUCUUGUUUUCCUCCUCCAAAAACUAGGUGCAUCUUGUAGUCUGGUGUGUCUUAUAGAGCGAAAAAUACGGUACUUGCUUUCCCAUUCUCUUCCAUUGAUGUAACUGUAUACCCAGCCCUGAAAAACAUUAGCCAUGAAGUGGGCAAUUUCCAGCUUUCCUCCUCACCAGCUUCUGUGAUAAAGUACAUCCGGAAGAAGCUUAAAAUCUAUUGGGGGGGGGGUGAAUUGCCAGGAGAUACUGUACAUAUAGGCAGGACAGGAAGUUCAGCUGUAUUGCAUUUGGCCUGCAGAGGGAGCAUGAACACUGUUUCUCCAAGAAAUGAGAGACUCUCCUGCCCCUGCUCCCACACAACCUAAGAAAGGAACAUGGCACAUAUCUUGAGCGCUGCCAGCUUCAAAACUCUCAAAAGCUUUAGGCAACAAACUAGAUUCCCUUCCCGGUGUGAAUUAGAGCAGCUGAACAUAAGAAAUCCCCCCAACACAGAAGUUGCUUUAAACUGUGGUGUGAUGUGGCUGCGUCCACCUAACCAUUUCCUGGAUUUGCACAUGGCCUGCAGUUCUGCCAUUACUACAUACCAAAUGUGAUUAGAGGUGGCUUGGGGGAAAUACGUUUCUCUGUGCUGCAGGUCCUUCAAGACUGGCAAUUUGCAGCUUGGAGGCAGCUUCCAUGCCAUGCAGUCUAAAGCCACAAUGCAGGGCUUUUGAUAUGUAGUCACUUCCAGAUAGACUGGAUUUGCAGCCAGACACCCUCAACACCGAUGGAGAAGGUCAGCCAUAUUUCCCCGCCCACAACAUUUUGAAAACACAUUGUGAUCCACUGAACCCCAGUCAUGCAUCCAACACACCAGAACGUUACCGUAAUUGUGUAGUUACACCCUUUUCCAGUUAGCUAUGCAUGAGUGAAAAGCCAUAGACCCUUUUUACUUUUAAAAAUGUAAGAUUAUUGAUCAGGCACUUAUGUUUUAGGGGCCAUUGUGCAAAUGCUUAAAAAUUCAGUGAAGAAUUUUAAAGGGGCCCCAUUUGCAUUAUAUCCAUUAUAUAAUUCCCUGAUAGAAUGUGAAUAAGCUUUGCUGAAUUAGCUAUCACAGGGAUGGACUGGAUAAUUCUAGUCACAGUAUCUAGCUUGCUGUUCCUUAAAUAAUUAUUCUACUGAAUAAUUAGAAAGUGUGCAUGCUGGCUUUCCUUUGUUUUCAUCCUGUCUGCUGUGUUUUAAAGGCAAACGAUUUGUUUUUCUGUAUGUGUAAGUGUGUGUGGCCUUCCAUGGUUUACAAAUAAGCAACUCCUUUGGGUGAGCUAUGAACAAUAUUACGUGAUGUAUAUACAAUAUUUAAAUAUUGUACAGAUGCUUUCUUUCUAAAGUGCUAUUUUCUUGUACAGAGUGCUCUUUACCUCUGUUGAUUUGCAUUCAGUGGUUAAUUUUAAAUAACAUAGUUUCACAGUCUGCUUCAGUAAUUAUAGGCUUUUAAAGAUGGUGAGAUAUGAAAUGCACAAUGAUGAUCUUGUAAUAACAGGAGGGGAGCAUGAAGAGUGUCAGACAAUCCCACACUCUUCUUGCUAUGCAAAGAAUAGCAUACAGAAACACCUUUGGGUUUUGAAUUCUUUUUAACAGCCCCAGUUCCACUUGAAGUACCGUAAUGCAUAGGAAUGACAAUGGUUAAAGGCCUUUUGUACAUCAGGUCUUCUUCUCCUACCUGAAAACUAGAUGAUCAUUUGGGGCAUUUAUUACCCCAAAUGAUCUCCAGUUUCAAACCGUAUGUUUUAUUUCAAUGAUAUCUCUUUAUUCCUAGAUUCAGGCUAAACACAGACCACCGGCCACAUAUGGAGAGUGCAGCUUGCUGCCUGCCAGGUACUCUAAAAAAUAGAGGGAUUCUCAAGUACCAGAAUGGCCACAAAAUAUGGCCUGUUCAUUGCAUUUGACUUGGUGAUUUGCCAGCCGUGCAGGCCCCUACUAGACUAGAACAGAAUGCAUAUGUCAUAAGCUAGAACACCAGGGGUGGCAAGCUAGAAUGGCAAAAGAUUGCUUGAUAUUAAUUGUGUUGGACUCCUUUCGGUCUGCUACAUCUUCUGAUAGGCAAUUGCUGCCUGGAAGAUACAACACAAGAUCAUCUUGCAUGACUGCUUCCUUGCUCUGUGACAUGGCUCUUCCCAGAAUCCCAGUUGUCUUGGAAAAGCAUUGUUUCAAGUUGUUGCAUCUUCGACAUACACGCAAUCAAAGGAACAGGGGCCUGGUAUAACGGAGCACCUGCCAGGGCCAAGGAUCCCACUACCAGUCUUCCUAGCCCUGCUGCACUGCUUCCUUUUGCAGCUUGUCCCUGUUCACCUGCCUUCUCUGAGUGAGCAAUAAGCAAAAGAGCAGUAACCCAACACCUUAUUGUCUCCAGCUGGGAGGUGCUGCACUGGGAAGAGAUUUCAUUCCGCAGGGACUCCUGCAAAAUCCUUACCAAACACUAUUAAGUCCCCACUGCUGGAAACUGCCAAGGUGGCAAGGAGGAUCCAAAAAGGAUAUAGAUAAAUUGAUCUCUGGUAGUGAGAAUCUCCUAAGACACUAUCCAGCCAUUAUUUCUGUAACUGUCAGUCAUUUCUGAUCCUUUACAACAGCAGAAUGCUAUCUUUAUAUUCUUGCUCAUUUUCUCAUUUCCAUAACUGAGAUAGUCUCAUUUGCUUCUUUUCUCCCAGUCACAAAACAUGAUUAGAUGGCCAGUCCUCAGAUUACAUUAUAUAUUUAAGUUGACAAAUCAGCUCUUAAAAUGUUAAACUCCCUUUUCAUCACACAGACAAAUUUUAAAUGUGGAAUUCUUCAGUUUUCUAGCAUACGUUCAAGAAAAUGUUCUCACUAAAUUGUCUUUAGCCAUUGCAUCUAUAUAUUUUUAAAUAUGGGGUGUUUCCCUAAUACAUUGUUAUUAGAAGCAUGAUUCCACUUUCUGUAUGGAAGAACACUACAAAGUGUACUAUAAAACCUCUUACGCUUUCUCUUCUGUGAACAAAAGUAUGUAGAAAAAUUAUGUGUAUUAGCAUAUCUGCAUUAGUAGCGCAUUUGAAUGUCUUAUCAAAAUAGCUGUCAUUUCAGGUUAAAAGUGCUAUAAACCUGCAAUCCUGAGAUUUCGGUCUAUAAAUUAUCCACAAAAUUAUCAUACCAAACUUUUAAAGUUUUCCAUCCUGUUCCCUAAACUUCUACAGGGAUAUUAUUUCACUUGGAUAGUAAGAUAAUUAUAUUAAUCUAGGUGAGCUAAAUUUUGCAUAGCAAUACAGUGGUUUACAAGAAAGAACUUCUUUCGGAUGGAGGUAUGUGAGUGAUCUGAUUAAUUCCCUUGAUGUAAUUUGCUCAGUGUGCUUGCAGCCAAUGAAGGGAGAUAACUCGUGGAUGGCAGCAGCUCCUUAGAAAUACAUCAUGCAGCAAACCAACCUCUUAAGGCUGUAUUCUUGCCCAUCUGAAUCCCUCUGAAGUACAUGAAACUAAGGCAACUGCAAAUAUGUUGGCUGAAGUACUGUUUGGGCUACUGAACUGGCUGUUAUGUGUACUGAAUAUUUAAAUAUAAUCAGACUUCAGUAACUAGUUUUUAAAACUCUGCUAUAGCACUGUUGCUAUUAUUGUGAGGUUUAUAAUUUUUAAAAAAGCUUAUUUCCCCCACCCCAUCUUCAUCAGCCCCCCCAAAAGCAGUAUAAUUUUGCUGGGCAUGCUCUCUGCCACUUAGAAUCCAUCCCUAUUCUCCCAAAUAAUAGCAAAUUAGGUUUGGUGUCUAAGGGAACCUUUUAGAAAUAGAAUGUGAUGCUAUACCUACAGGCUUUUGUAUGAGCCCUAUGCUAAAUUUAAAGGAAGUGGCACAUGAAUGUUCACUUGUAAGUACCGUAGAAACUGGUAAAGUGAUAGAUGUUUGCCAGAUGAGAGUAAGAAACACAAUUUUUCCAUGUUUUUUCUGCUGCAGGGUUGGUUGAUUGUUGUUUACAGAUCUUGAUCAAUAGAAAUUUAAGGGAAAGGUUCUGCUCUGUGCCAUAUUACAGAGACCCAAACUUUUACCCUGACAGCAAAACUUGCUUUGCUUUCUCUGGAAGUUUCCAUCUGAACCCAAUCAUGGAAAACCAAAGCAACUUACCAUAAACCUGGAAAUUAAAAAUGAUGGCAGAGUUUAUAAAAUACUGUGAGCUGGAUGUGGAUUAAGUUGAAUUUAGUUCCUAUUGAAAUAAGCGACAUGAUUUAAGUCAUGACAGAUGUUUCAUACUGAUUUCAAAAGGAACUAAAUUCAACUAAGUGCAAUACUAUAGAUGUUUACUCAGAAGUAGGCCCUGUUGAGUUGCCAGGUAAGUUGGUAUAGGAUUGUAGUCUUAAACUGGAUCCAUCCCAGUGCUAUUAAAAAAACUCAACCAAUGCUCUAAGCACCUUGCAGUAAUCCAAAUAAACAAGCGUUGAAAUAUAUUAUUAAAAGAUGUAAUUUUCUUGCAGUGAUGUAACUGCAGUAGCAAAACUGCAUUAUUUACACACUUUAAAAUCCACAGCACAUUGUGUAAAGGUUGUUGGGCAUAAUGCUACAAUAUUCAUCUCUGCUUUGAUAAUUCAUCAAAUAUAUUGUAAAAAAAUAAAUAAACAUCCGAUCAUUGUAAUCUCAUUCAAUUUCUUCCCUGUGCAAGACUACAAACCUCACUUAAAGUCCUGGAGCAGAUCACAGCUUUUCACUGUUGCAUCUCCUGAGUACUGUGCUCUUCAAAAAGUGUCAAAUAAAACACAGUAAACUGUGA